This is a messenger RNA of Myxocyprinus asiaticus (Chinese sucker), 5080 nucleotides long. RefSeq names its product transcription factor MafK-like. The transcript has 3 exons. Gene Ontology annotation, molecular function: DNA-binding transcription factor activity, RNA polymerase II-specific; RNA polymerase II cis-regulatory region sequence-specific DNA binding. Gene Ontology annotation, cellular component: nucleus. Lineage: Eukaryota; Metazoa; Chordata; Actinopteri; Cypriniformes; Catostomidae. The record is from RefSeq and is a predicted model, not a curated record. Bases 1032 to 1505 code for a protein of 157 amino acids. Gene Ontology annotation, biological process: regulation of transcription by RNA polymerase II.
UUUCACCCUUGGUUGAUUUUUUUAUUACUUAAAAUAAGAUUUUCAGAUUCAGAAUAAUAACAAUAAUAAAAAAAAAGGUUCAAAUUUAGAUUCUUUUUGUUCAAAUAUUUCUGUGUAUUUACUUGUUUCUUCCACAUACACACAAAUACCCGGUGGCAAUGCUGUGCCAUUUGCAAUUUAAUCGGUUUCCAAAAUCAUUGGCUAGAGAUAUAUGCAUAGGAAUAAUCAAAGGAUCCAGAAUGACAAGCUCACUGCCACUUUGACACAGCAGUUGCCUUCCAUGUGGACCUAAAUUAGGUGUGACCAUGGCCAUUGUAACAGGUGUUUGCAACUGCUUCGUAAGCUGAUUUGCAACAACUGGGAGGACUGAGCAAACUUUUUCUGAGAGACAGAUGGCGCCGUUCAUUCCUUUCCUAGAUAUGUGCGACACAGCAAUUUAUGAUUGUCAUAGACGUUUACAGAUAUACCACAAUUAAGUAAAUGGGUGUAAAUGAGCUCUGAUAACAGACUAGUCAUACCGCAAGUUUAUUUUGGGAGACUGACACACAACUUUGGGACUUUGUGUAUGUCUAGCUUCAGAAAUAGCUGAAAUAACUCUUUAGUGCAUGUUUCUUGUACAUAUCAUUUGACCAAUAUUCAGUUAAUUUCUCAUUUUCAAUAGGAUGAUGAUGAUAAUAAUAAUAAAAACUCCCCAAAAGUGUUCACCAGUUGCGUCUAUUUCUGGCCUCCCCUGGUUUCCCGCCUGGCGGACGUCAGCAUGAAGUUAUUUUCAUGAAUGGAGGGGGCGGUCACGAGGAAUCGGUGACGUCAGUGCUUGCGGAAGCAGCGAGUGGAAUGUUGAUACAAUGUUGUUGUUUUGUAGUUAAUUUAGUUCAGCGAAACAUUUCGCUUCGAUUGCAGGACGCGUAUUCUGACCGAGACAAGGCUCAACCUGUUGAUUCCCGGACACUUCUCAGCUAUCUGCGCACUCCCGACUGAAAUUCCGCGUUCACACAAGACAGAUUUUUGAGGAGUUCUGACUAGCUGCUUGUAUGCAGGGCAUGACGACUCAUUUUAAAGCAGGCAAAGCUUUAAAGGUAAAGAAGGAGGUGGGUGAGAAUGCCCCGGCGCUCAGUGAUGAGGAGCUGGUGGCCAUGUCGGUGCGCGAUCUCAACCAGCACCUGCGUGGGUUGACCAAGGAAGACGUGGUUCGGCUGAAGCAGCGGCGGCGCACAUUAAAGAACCGCGGAUAUGCCGCCAGCUGCCGCAUCAAGCGGGUCACGCAGAAGGAGGAGCUUGAACGGCAAAAGUCAGAGCUGCAACAGGAAGUGGACAAGCUGGCCCGUGAAAACGCCAGUAUGCGGCUGGAGCUGGACGCGCUUCGUGCCAAGUACGAGGCCCUGCAGUGCUUCGCCCGGACUGUCACCCGUGGGCCUACCGGCAAGGUGGCCACUACCAGCGUCAUCACUAUUGUCAAGUCUUCCAAUCACAGCCCCAGCUCCACCCCCUUCUCGGCACCUUCAUAAUGCUGGUUGACAGUGCCUGCCCAGCUCCCUCUGGUCCAAUCCGGCUCUCAAACUAGACUGGUCCAUUGGUCGCAACCUGACCCACACUGAGAGGUAGCUCAGUGAUCAGACUCAGAGGAGUCAGUGGUGGUAUUAAUCUGCGAGAUUACAGCAAACUUCGUCCAUUUUUUCCCCCCAUGUUUGUUUUACACACACACAGAACACACACGCAUACAAAAACAUGUACUCUAUAUUGUCUGUGCACUGUGCUAUAAACUCCCGGCACCGGCAGGGUACAUUGGCCGUUCUUUCCGCAUCAUCACAGGCUGAGACUUAGCAGAGAUAAGCACAUGUUAAAGUGUGAGAUAGUACUUGAUUUAAUCUGCCAUGGCAGCACUGGUCCAACACCUCUGAUGCCUGUGGCAUAUUGCAUAGACAUUAGAAACUGAAUAAAGUAUUGUCUCAUUAGAGGACAUAAUCAAUACUUGGAGAUUAUUGCAAAUUUUCCCAGUUCAUGAUGUCAUUUUACAUCAUGGAAUAUGUUGUCUCAUAAAUCAUUACUUUAAAGUGAUAGCAAAGAUUGUGAAAGACCAGAGAGCGGUAAAAUGCAACAUUUUGAUUCUGGUUUAAACCAGGUGUGAUUCACACAGUCCAAUGUUUAGAAUGAUGUUAUCUACAUCAAGGACCAAUCCUUUUCCUGAAGCAUUGAUUACUGAUAAAAACAGGGAAAAUUAACUAUUGGGAAAUUAGCCAAGCCUCUCAUAGUCAGCAGUUUAAACAUAAUAAUUCUAAAUGGGGAAAACAGCACUUAUUUUACUAUUGAAUUACAGUAUAAUACUAUGAAGCACUUGCAAAGCAGACUGGCGCAUGUAAAUAUUCUAGACAGAAAUGGCACCACGGGCAGUUCAUGGUGUUUUUGUGAUAUUUCUUUUAUGAGAGAUUAGUAUAAAGUCGAUUAUUCUCAAGGUGUAAUGUGUUGAUGAUAACGUCUACUAAGAAGCCCAUCUGUGUUGUCAGUUAUCUCAAAGAUAUACUAUUUUUCCUGAACAUGCUCUAUACGACACCAUAAAAAAUGGUAGGUAAUCCAUAUUGGAUAUAGUGAUAACAGGAGCUGUCUUUACAAAAAAACAACAACAUGCUGUUCAAUUAUAACCUGUAUAUUACAGAACUGAGUUACAGCCUUAAGCUUACCAAAUAAAAGUCAAAUUUAAGCUGCCCACUUCUGUCUACUCAGAAUUAAGCAUUCCUACUGCUAAGUCAUGAAAGGUGCCACUGCCGGUGUUGGUAACCCUGAUUAAAUGUACAGUAUAUACAAUGCAAAUAUUUGAUAUUUUGACACAGACUCUUGGGUAAGGAGAAUCUUGCUGUCCUGAUGCAAAAUUGUGAUGGAUGUUCUGAAAACACAUAUAGCAUAGCAUUUAUGCUCUGUUGUUUAAUUAUUCUCUAAAUUGAUCCUUUGUAAAUUGAUGGCUGAAAUCAGGAUUGUCUCUUACCUAAGUGGCUAUGACUGUUCCUCCUCUUGUGAACUCUUCCACUACUGCAGGAAGCAUUAGGGGGUAUUGUGCUGCUGAGCCCACUGCCAGUUCCAGCUCUCUGGGGUCCUGUUGUGCUCUUAGCACACUUAUUUUUAUAUUUCCAUGAGUGUUUUAUGUUAUUUUGUCCCCAAUCUAGAUCUGAUGUUCUCCACCGUCUCAUAUUUUAUUUGUAUCCAGGACAUGAAAUACCUUCAGAAUGGUGUGACCUUGUUAACUGUCUCUUUAAUAUCAGUGGUUUAUUUAACUGAUUUAGUUCAGAUGUGUUUAGUUCAGUUCAGAUCUAGUUUUUUCUUACAUUUCUCACCCAAAUGUCUAGCCUUAAAACCCAUAUUCUCAUUUUCUCUAUGUACAUAAUCUCAGUACACUAUUAGUGUUUACGGUGAAUGUUAGUGUUGACUCAUAGAGAUGCUUUUGUGGAUUUUUAUUCUGACAGUACAGGUUUUUAAAACAUGUAACUUCAGUAUUUGUCAUUUAUAUGGCAUUGUUUUAGGGUGAUUUGGAUGGUUAAACUUACCCUUAGCAUUUCAAACCGUCUGUUUCUGUACAUGUCCUUGGCAGUUACACAUGAUGUGCAGCUCUAUAAAUAUGACCACAGCUUUGGUUGGCAUAUCCUCUUUUGUUAGACGUGUGGGUUUUCAAAUGACUGUGUUCACUUUCCCCUUAGACCACAAAUGCCUUUAAGAGGAGAUAAAAAUCCCAGAAUUUCCCAUUUGUCACAUUCUGGCCAAAUUCUCUGUUCCUCUAAGAACUGUGAUACAUAAUAUUAGAAUUCUUUGGAAUUCAUUUUUUCCCUUGAAAGGAAGUGCUACAUAUCACUUCUUUAUGGAAUAAGAGUGUAAAGUGACAAAGUAUACAAUGCUUUUUUUUUUCUCUCUCUCUUCCAAUAGAAAACUUGACAAAACAGCUCUUUCUGUGCUUUACACUGACAUCUGGUGGUGAUCUUUAUUAUUUCUUUAUUUUUCAUAAUGCUUGUGAUCAGAUGAUGACACCAAGAUCCGCUAUAUCUCUUCUUGGACUAUUGAGACAUUGUUGCUUUGCUAUACUGUUCAUUUCAGCUGCCACCAAAGCCAUAACCUACCUAUAUGCUUUCUUUUCAUUUCAGUUUAUUUAGUUCAUUUUCAUUGUAGAUCAAAUGAAUUUACACCUUCUGGUUGUCAGAUCAUGCCUGUGGACAGUUCCUUAUUUUGAAACAAUACAGUGAAGUAAACGAUUCUCCUAGCAUGGUUAGAUGGUGAAGAUGGUCUCUAAACUAAGUGGGUACUUUUUCCUGUCUUUUUAUUCUACGUAUGCUGUAUGUGGCCUUUUAGGCUGAAUAGGAUAAAUUAUUCUGUAUUUUACACAUCUAUUUUUCAAAGUAUAUAAUUUGUGCUCUGUCAGUCCUUAAAAGCUAUUUACCAUGAACGCACAUAGGAAUUUUAACCAGUGCUCUUUAAAACACACUUGCCUAUAAAAAUCAUAGAGAAACUCCAUGACAUAUAAAGUAUGCUGCUCCAGAUUACUACUUUAUAUUUGUCAAUGAAAAGACCUAACUGUAUUGGGGAAGUAGUCAUGUUAAUUGUAGUUCAAGAUAGUGCCUUUUAACAUUAAACUUGUCAUCUUUUUAAGUACUGUAUGAAUGAGUGUGGUUGUUUUGUAAAAUCUUAUUUUCAUGUGCAACCACGUGGAACAGACUUGCCUGUUUGAUAGGUCUUGUAGGCGUAAUUGUUCUGCUCUAGCCUAUAUGAAAUGGCACAUUGUAAAUACAGACGUGAAAGGCAGCAAAAUUUAGGCUUAGAUUAAUAUUAUUCAUGAUUCUCUUCAUUAAUCUGCUUGUAUUACAUUGAACUUUGAUAUUUAUUUUUGAUUUUGUUUUAUUUUCAACAUAUAAAUUAUUUCAUUCUUUUGUUUUCCUUCCAUGAACAUCCCUCAUGUACAAAUGAAAUCACACUGUUUUUUUUUUUUUUUUUGUGUGUUUGUUUUUCAUUCUGGCUAAAUAUGAGGUGGUAAAUUAUUCCUGUACAAAGUCUGCAGUGUUUGUUUUAUACUUUUAAAAUAAAGCUUUUUCUCACAUUAUCUUUGUGU